Molecule: messenger RNA, 2046 nt
Organism: Mitosporidium daphniae
Lineage: Eukaryota; Fungi; Microsporidia
Product: bromodomain and WD repeat-containing protein 3
Exons: 2
Coding region: 1-2046 (681 amino acids)
Biological process (GO): cytoskeleton organization; regulation of cell shape; regulation of transcription by RNA polymerase II
Cellular component (GO): nucleus
Molecular function (GO): protein binding
Source: RefSeq, a predicted model, not a curated record
AUGUUGGAUCAAGAUCAAGUUACCAGGGAAAUAUCGGAAGUGUUGCUUAUUUCCAAAAUCGAGCUGGAACAAGCCGCGAUGCAAACUUCGUAUGCCCUGUAUUCCCCGUUGACUUUGAACAAAAAGCGUAGACAGAAAAAAAAGGAUACCGUUUUUUAUGGGUCUGACGACGAAUCUGAAAGAAUCCAACGGCAGGAGUAUAUUGAAUGGAUAACCCAUGUCGAUUCAUCUGACGAGCUAUUUGAAGAAUUUCAAGAGCCGGGCACAUCUUCAUCGGAGCCCUCGGAUCAUGAGGACAUUUCAUUGCCUCAUACGCCAAACCAGCAGGCUGGAAGGGGGGAACGCAGACAUUCCAGCAGACUAUCAUAUGCAUCGACAGAAGAUGAGGUUGAUGCUUCUUUGGUAAGAGUCGCCACAAGACGCUCCCGGAUUCUUCCCAUCGAUAUGGAUGAUAGCGAUGAGCAAGACCAAGCCUCCUCUGUUUUCGGCUCAGAUAAUGAGAUCGAUUCCCCCCAUCGCCCCAGGCCACUUUCGUCGCCCAACAAGCGAAAAAAAGCUACAAAAAAGAUCCGGUCCAAAAAUGUGGGCGAAAUUGAAGAGGAGGAGGAGGAGAUUGGCGACACCGUUGCAUAUUUUCCUCAGGGCCACGAGCUAUUUAUUCGCACUGCGAAGUCGAGUCCUGCAUAUGCUGAUUUGGUGCAUCAAUUUGAGCCUUUGCUUCCUUAUGUUGGAAACUCGUUUUCUUCCGUGGUUGCUUUGAAAAUAGAGUCCAUUCAAUGCUACACGAACAUCGUCCAUUGGGUUCAAUUGGAUUGCGUCGUUUUGAACGACGAAAAUGCGUCACUGGUUGGACAGUCCAUUUACGUCCAAUAUUUUGACUUGAAUGUGCCAGACUUUAUUAUUCUUUGGGAAAGCUACGAGUCUUCAAUAGAAUCGUAUGGCUCCACGCAUGUCAAUGACGAGAUCAAGGUGGUUUUUUCGGAAACCGAAAUCCAUCCCGCUACCGUGGCUUCGAUCUCCUAUUCUGCCGAUCCAAGAUGGCCAUUUUCGCCGUGGCAGGCGUACUCUAUUGUUUGGAAAGAUGCAAAUGGUGCUGAUGCCAAUGGCUUUGAGGCCCAGGAGCAGCCGCUUCUUGAUAGGUGCAGCAUAUGGGAAAGUCUUGAUGCAGAAAGAAAGUGCACUGAUGAGCUUUCCGCUACGGAUAGGAAGCGGCUUUGUGAGUUCUUUGAAUCCUUGAAAUCGUCCAGCUUUGCCAAACCCUUUUUAACCCUUGUAUCGCUUGACAUGUUCCCUUCAUACUCGUCGAUCGUUCCAUACCCGAUGUCGUUGAAUUUAAUAAUCGACAGGCUUGAUGGCAACUUUUAUCGCAGGAUCGAAGCCCUCAAAUGGGAUUGCAAUUUAAUAUUGUCGAAUGCCAUGCUUUUCAACGAAGACUCUUCUGACAUCAUAAAAAAGGCCUCAAUUUUGCACGAAAAGCUGAUCGCCUUUAUAGAUGAACAUGUAAAGCCGACAAAGAAAAUCUCGGAUCGCGCAUUGGAGGCCAGAUUUGCGCGAUACAGAUUCAAAGAGCAGACACUUACUUUCGGCUCAAAUCUUGUGGCGACGUCAAAAUUGACGUCGCCAAGACGCUCGGAUAGGCUGACGAAGCCUGAUGUCGUGCAGUGUGUCUCUAAAAGACCCCUUCACAGCUCGGCCAACAGCAGCUCUGCAAAGCCAGAUCAAGACAAGUUUGUCAUUGUCCCUAGAAGAUCGAUAAGGAUUUUUUCCCUGGGCACUGCCGAUGUGGGGGCCGGAAAACCCUUGGGCGACGAGCCCAACAACAAUAGACUUUCAAGCUCCAAAGACUUGCCCUUUUCGUCUGCACCGCCGCCCCCCGGAAAGAAAUUCUCUGCAAGCCAAGAGAGGGACUUUAGAAGGACAUCCUCGCGGCUUUCCGAGAGCCUUUCGAAAUCCAGAAUUGGUGUUGAAGAUUUUUCAAUCAACUCUUCCGAUGUGGAGGAGCGAGCCUUUAGACCAAGACAAAGGACCUCCAGAAAAGCGAUCUGA